ACCCGCAAGCUGCAGUGGAUGACAUCCCUCGGAAAAGUUCACCUCGAACUGGAGUUACAGGAUAGAACACUUGAAUUUGACGUCGCGCCUGUAUAUGCGACGAUUAUAUAUAACUUCCAAGAACAAGAUAAUUGGACUCUGAAAGCAUUAUCGAAAAAAAUGAAUCUAGAUCCGCAGAAGCUGAGACGGUUAAUGAAUUUUUGGAUAGAUCGUGGCGUGUUAAAGGAAAUACAGAAAGAUACUUGGAUAGUUCUGGAAACCGCAGAGUCAGCUAUAAUAGAUGAUUUUAUCCCGCCCGAAGACCACAAUCAAUUCUCAAUACAAACAGUAGAAGAUCCAAAAGUAGAGGCAUUGCGAGUAUAUUGGUCAUACAUCCAAGGAAUGCUAAUAAAUCUCGGUGAAAUGACUCUCGAGAGAAUGCAUACUAUGCUGAAUACAUUUGUCCAAGCACCAAACAAGUUUGAACAUUCGCCUGAAGAAUUGAGAGAAUUCUUGAUGUUAAUGGUUAAAGAAGAAAAAGUAGAGUUUAGGGCUGGUAUAUUCAAGUUGAAGAGAUGA
Paraglomus occultum is the source of this 558-nucleotide messenger RNA. The record is from the annotation of a GenBank genome assembly. Lineage: Eukaryota; Fungi; Glomeromycota; Glomeromycetes; Paraglomerales; Paraglomeraceae.